AUGGGGUCUGUUUUUCUCUGGCAGGAGGAAGAGAAGCAGAAGAAGGUUCAGGGGUCAGAAGAGCGACGAGGUUCUCCCUCCAAAACAAAGACUAAUUCAAGGGCUUCUGCAAUCUCCAGGAGAUCCCAGGCCCAGGAGAGGGAGGAGGAGGAAGAGGAGGAGGAGGAGGAGGAGGAGGAGGAGGAGGAGGGGAACAGCAAUUUCUCUCUGUUCCCUGAUAGUGACUCUUUCAGACCCAUAAAGCCAAUCCAGGCCUUUGUGCGAGUCAAGCCCACGGCUCAUUUUGCCCAAGACAUGAUCAAGUUUGGGACAGACAACAAGAGCAUCGACAUCCACAUCGAAAAAGAUGCCAGGGGAGGGAUUGUGAACAACUCCUCCACUGACUGGUCCUUCAGGAUGGAUGGGCUCCUCCACAACACCUCCCAGGACAAGGUUUAUGAGACUGUGGCCAGGGACUUGGUGGCUGCAGCUUUACGUGGCUACAAUGGCACCAUCAUGUGUUAUGGGCAAACUGGGGCUGGUAAAACUUACACCAUGACUGGAGCAGCUAAGUACGAGCACCGAGGGAUCAUCCCCAGAGCUAUCCAGCAGGUCUUCCAAGCAGCUAAAGAAUCCCCUGGCCUCUCCAUCACUGUCCUAAUUUCCUACCUGGAAGUCUACAACGAGGCCCUGUUUGACCUCCUGGGCCCGGGGCUGGGCCGUGGUUCCAGGAACACCCCCCUGGCUGUCCUGGAUUCCCCUCAGGGGGUUUGUGUCAAGGGUCUGUCCAUCCAUCCUGUCAGCCACGAGAAGGAGGCCCUAAAUCUCCUUUCUGAGGGUGGGACCAACAGAGCAAUAGCAGAGCACGCCCUGAAUAAGAAUUCCUCCAGAUCCCACUGCAUCUUUACUAUUUAUAUUGAGUGUCAUUCCAGGGUUUACAGGAAUCUCAAAGGCAUUAAAUCUAAAAUCACCUUGAUAGACCUGGCAGGUUCUGAGAGACUGAGUGAGAUCCCGUUUGCAGGACACAUCCAGAAAGAGAACUCCUACAUCAACAGGUCCCUGACGUUCCUUGAGCAAAUCAUCCUGGCCCUGGCUGAUCCCUGGAGGGACCACAUUCCCUUCCGGCAGAGCAAACUCACCCACGUCCUCAAGGACUCCCUGGGGGGCAACUGCAACACUGUCCUGGUGACCAACAUCUGUGGGGAAGCUGCUCAUGUGGAAGAGACAUUGUCUUCCCUGCGCUUUGCCACCAGGAUGAGGUGGAUCAUGGCAGAGCCAGUUGCCAACGUGACGUUUGAGCAGGAGGUGUCAGUGAAGGCUCUGGAGGAGGAGAUUGAUCUCCUGAAGCACGAACUGACCAUGAAGGACAUGUUUGAAAAUCGUUUGGUGACUUACAGCCCCCUGACUGGUGCCCAGAGAGCAGCAAUUAAAUCCCAAGUCCACAAAUACCUCAGAGGAGACAUUGAGGAGAUCGAUAUAGUGAACAUCAGGCAAAUCCAGGAGGUGUUUAAACAGUUCAAAGCGAUUAUAAGUCAACAGGAGAAGGACAUAGAGGCCAAGUUACAGAGCAAAUACCUGCUGGGAGACAGGGGGGAGUCCAAGGCUGACUUUGGGUCUGAGGUUGGUGAGGAGGUGGAAGAUGAGGAGGAAGAGGACAAGGAGAAGAAGCAUAAGCUUUCCAGCUGCUCUUCCCUGCUCCUGGACUGUUCCAGGGCUGUUGAGACCCAAGGGCAGGACCUGGCCCUUGGCAGUGCCUGGCUCUGGACAGGCAGGGAUGGGAAGGAAAAACUUGUGACCCCUUCCCUUGAAAGGGAUCUGGAUGGUUCUGCACCACCAGAAACUCAGGAAGAAAGUCCCACCAAGGAUGUGGAUGAGGAAGAGGGAGCAAGUGAGCAGGAUAGAAAAGAUAGUGAGCAAGAGCUCUCCUCAGGGAAGGAGUCCCAGCAGCCCAGCUUCCCCCCAUCCAAGGCAGAGGCGUUUGAGCUGUUUAAGCAGGAGGCUGGACGUGAGAUCAGCAGGAUCUUCAAGGAGAACAAGAGCAUCCUCCUCGCCAGGAAGAGGAGCAGCAAUUGCCUGGCCCGGAGGAUCAACGACAUCAAGCGGGAGAUGGAGGGAGUCAGGGAGACUCUGGAGGGGAAGAGGCGGAAGCGGUGGCAGGAGGGAGAAUACACUGACGAGGAGGGCCAGGUCAUCAUCGAUGAGAAGGAGUUUUCCCUCAUCCUGAAGCUGAAGGAGCUGAAGGAAGAGCACAGGGCUGGUUAUGCUGAGCUGCAGGACCUCAAGGCAGAGAUCCAGCACUGCCAACAGCUGGUGGAUAAGUGCCGGAAAAGGCUCAUCUCAGAGUUUGAGAUCUGGUACAACGAGUCCUUCCGUAUCCCUGAGGAUGUGCUGGAAGCUCUGAGGCCCGGUGGGAGCAUCAGGCCUGGAAUGAUUCCCAUGAACAGGGUCAUGUGCCUGCAAACCUUUGACAGGACCAUGCUGGCCCUGCAGAAGAUGCGCAGGAAGCCCGGGAUCGUCAGGGCCGCCGGGAAGAACAAACCCCCCUCCUCUCUGCGCAUCCUGUAG
Messenger RNA from Manacus vitellinus (golden-collared manakin), 2544 nucleotides. It is a transcript of the gene KIF9, whose product is annotated as kinesin family member 9. The transcript is spliced from 21 exons. The record is from RefSeq and is a predicted model, not a curated record. Gene Ontology annotation, molecular function: ATP hydrolysis activity; microtubule motor activity; microtubule binding. Gene Ontology annotation, cellular component: kinesin complex; microtubule. Lineage: Eukaryota; Metazoa; Chordata; Aves; Passeriformes; Pipridae. Gene Ontology annotation, biological process: microtubule-based movement. Bases 1 to 2544 code for a protein of 847 amino acids.